GGCCAAAUCUCAGUCUCUCUCUCUUUCCCUCCUUUAGAAGGCCGUUUGGGAUCUGUCACACUGAUCUGGAACAUUAGCUACCAGCUAAAUACAUACUGGAUAACUUGUUCUGUUAUACAAACUGAGUAAGAAUUGCCUGCCAGGAAUACUGGGAUGAGAAAAGGAAGAAUCUAAAAGGUACACAUGAUUCACUGGGCCAAGGAAAACAUCAGCACAGGACAGGAACCAGGACUUUGGAGGCCUGUGACGAGUGGAGGAAUAGCAGCGUCACACAGAAUGACAACACAUUGAUUUACCUGAGCUAGACAAUCAGGAAGACACAGAGGAAUUAAGUGAUUGCGCUGAAAUAGUGAGUAAUUUUGGAACAGAGUGGUGAACUGAAGAGGAAGGUCGUGCAGCAGCCUGUUCUGGUUCCUUUGCUCAUAUAAAUCAGACUUUUGUUUGGGCCUAGUGUGGCCUCCUGAAGCAGUGACCAGAACCAUGAAGCUGUCAGGGAAUGUGCUGGAUCUGGACUCCACAGACUACAGCACCACCCUUGAUCCCUCCUACACCAUGCUGGAGUUUGACAACCUCAGGGUGUUUCCUGUAGAGACAGAGUUGAUGAUGCCGGAGCCUGCCCCUCUGCUGCCACAGACCAACGGGAGCGUGUGUUCCAUAUGUGCAGACAGGGCCACAGGUAAACACUACGGUGCUUCCAGCUGUGACGGCUGCAAGGGCUUCUUCAGGAGGAGCGUCAGGAAGAACCACGCCUACACCUGCAGGUUCAGCAGGCAAUGUGUUGUGGACAAAGACAAGAGGAACCAAUGCCGUUACUGCAGGCUUCGGAAAUGUUUCCGAGCUGGCAUGAGAAAGGAAGCUGUGCAGAACGAGCGGGACCGCAUCAGCAGCCGCAGAGGAGAGGGACAGGGGUUGGGCACUCUGUCAAUCAGUGUACUGCUACAGGCAGAGGCCAGCAUGCAUCAGUUUCCAGCCCUGACCUCCCCUAUGAGCUGUGAGUUCAACACCAAGAAGAUAGCGCUCGUGGGGGACGUGUGUGAGUCCAUGAAGCAGCAGCUCCUCCUGCUGGUGCAGUGGGCCAAGCGCAUCCCAGAGUUCUGCAGCCUCCCCGUUGACGACAGGGUAUCCCUGUUACGAGCCCACUCUGCUGAACACCUCAUCCUAGGGGUGGCUCGACGCUCCCUGCCUUACAAUGACAUUAUCCUUCUGGGUAAUUACUUUGUGAUCCCAGUGAGCGGUCCUGAGGUGGAGGUGUCCAGGGUGGCUGCCCGGAUCCUGGAGGAGCUGGUCAAGCCUCUGAGAGAGCUGGACAUCACCGACAGCGAGUUUGCCUGCCUUAAAACCAUAGUCUUCUUCAGUCCUGACUGCCCAGGGCUGGAGGCCCCUCAGACAGUGCGUCGGCUGCGUUUCCAGGCCCAGGUGCUGCUGGACGAGGCCACCUGUGAACAGCGGGGGCGUUUUGGAGAGCUGCUGCUGAUGCUGCCCCCCCUGCAGAGUGUGGCCUGGCAGAUGGUGGAGACCCUGCAGCUGGCCAGGCUCCUGGGGGAGCCCAGCGUGGACAGCCUGCUGCAGGAGAUGCUGCUGGGGGAGGGGGCCACUGGGGGCCUGAGACAACGCACAGGGCACGGUACACUCCAGAGGGGAGAUACUUACAGUCCUAACUCAAAUGUAAUGGUGUUCCCCCAACCCCAAGAUCACACCUUGUCUCAGGACCUACUAGGAGGCCAUGUUGGGUUGCCUAGCAACUUCACAUCAGUCAUCCUACCUGUUCCUAGCUCUCUGCCAGUGGUGCCUCUGGUGCCCACACAGACUGGCACUGAGGUGUACAGACAUGGAGAGGGGGCAGACAUGCCCAUAGAGUCUGCCCACAGCAUGCCCAUGGCUCCUGUCCACACCUGCCUCUGAGAAGCAGACCAAGCAGCAGCAGCUACUAUACAGAGAGGAGAAAAAAGCUGUGUGGUCUAAACAUGCACGCGCACACACACAUCUAAUCCGGCCCGCGUUUGGUUUGAGUAAAAUGUUUGUUUUUGUUAAUAACCACUUCGAGGAAAUACAACACAGGGCAAAAUGAGUUGCACACACCUGACCUGGUGUUGGUGCAUCCAGGCCGUACUACUAUAUGAACACAACAUGAAGUAGAGGCUGUUACAUGGACACUACUAACCCAAAAAUGGACUUUGACUCAACCAGCCAGUCCUCUCCCGUAUCCACCUUUGCACAAUGCACAUUACACACAGGGAAUAUGAUGCACACAAUUAAUAAUUGAUCAGGAAUGGUUCUUUAUGUUAACCAUUCACUGACAAUUAAAAUCAAUAACGACCACAGCUCGAUAGUAUGUUAUCUUUAUUAGAUCAUGGUUGGGUGAGUGAGUUGUGUUGUCAUGUUAAUUAAAGACAGUGAGGUCGCAGUGGUGAAGUAAGAACAAUUUCAUGUUUUUUAUAUUCAGGAUCAUUGUCCAUGCAGAUGUUGGUACUGUUAAACAUUUUAAAGUUACUCAUAAAAAUGUUUUUUUUUUUAAAGGAAAUAAAUGAAAAAUAAAUUUGUAGAGCCUG
Molecule: messenger RNA, 2549 nt
Organism: Oncorhynchus tshawytscha (Chinook salmon)
Lineage: Eukaryota; Metazoa; Chordata; Actinopteri; Salmoniformes; Salmonidae
Product: hepatocyte nuclear factor 4-beta
Exons: 10
Coding region: 481-1902 (473 amino acids)
Biological process (GO): cell differentiation; positive regulation of transcription by RNA polymerase II; anatomical structure development
Molecular function (GO): RNA polymerase II cis-regulatory region sequence-specific DNA binding; nuclear receptor activity; zinc ion binding
Source: RefSeq, a predicted model, not a curated record